UGGAUGGGAAAAAGAUGAACAAAGACAGUUCAUGCUUUGGUCCUUGAUUAGUGAGGAAACGAAGAUCAUUAUGAUGUAGGUCGCGAGAGUAGUCAGGGCAGAGCAUAAGCAAGCAAUGUCAGUUCCUCUUGCUCCGUAUCCAACACCUCCCGUGCUAUCAAAUGGUGUACAAAGCCAGCUUGUGUGUUCAGGGUGCAGAAACCUCCUUUCGUAUCCUCUGGGAGCAGCAUCAGUAUGCUGUGCCGUUUGCAGUGCAGUAACUGCUGUGCCACCUCCUGGUACAGAAAUGGCUCAACUAGUUUGUGGAGGAUGCCACACUCUCCUGAUGUUCAUACGCGGAGCAACUAGCGUCCAUUGUUCUUGUUGCCGCACAGUUAACUUGGCUCAAGAAGCAAAUCAAGUGGCACAUGUAAAGUGUGGAAAUUGCCGUAUGCUAUUGAUGUACCAAUAUGGAGCAAGAUCAGUGAAAUGUGCAGUCUGCAACUUUGUAACUUCAGUUGGGACUUCCACAAGCACUGAUCGGAAACAAAGUAACUGAAUCCAUGGAGUCGAGGAUACAGCAGCAAUCAGUGCCCUCUUGAAUUCUCUUCUUCCAGCUCUUGCUGUGUUGUUUCCUUCACCUUCUUUGCAGCAGAAGAUUACAGAGCUUGUCUUCUGCUUUUACAGUUUGCGGUUUGCUGCAUGAAUGAGUGUGAAGUUCAUUUUAUGGAGUGCAUUUCAUAUUCUAAG
Zingiber officinale is the source of this 729-nucleotide messenger RNA. Its product is annotated as protein LSD1-like. The transcript has 5 exons. The coding region runs from base 116 to 538 and encodes 140 amino acids. The record is from RefSeq and is a predicted model, not a curated record. Lineage: Eukaryota; Viridiplantae; Streptophyta; Magnoliopsida; Zingiberales; Zingiberaceae.